Molecule: messenger RNA, 393 nt
Organism: Neoarius graeffei (lesser salmon catfish)
Lineage: Eukaryota; Metazoa; Chordata; Actinopteri; Siluriformes; Ariidae
Gene: nppa
Product: natriuretic peptide A
Exons: 2
Coding region: 1-393 (130 amino acids)
Biological process (GO): cGMP biosynthetic process; receptor guanylyl cyclase signaling pathway; neuropeptide signaling pathway
Cellular component (GO): cytoplasm; nucleus; extracellular region
Molecular function (GO): hormone receptor binding; hormone activity
Source: RefSeq, a predicted model, not a curated record
AUGGUUAAAGGACUUAUUCUAGCGGGACUCCUGGUCCUGCUCUGUCAUGAGCUAGCUGUACAAGCUCAUGUGUUGAGUAGGCACAACUCUGCCAACAGCAUUGGCAAGAUCAAAAACUUGCUCCAGCAGCUUGAAGAAAGCUUGAUAGCCGAAGAUGACACAGAAGGUGCUGUGGAUUAUGAGGACAGGAACAUAGCACUAAGUCAAAGCCAAACUUCUCCAGAUGAGGACAGGAACACUGACGAGGGACUUGAGAUGCAAAGGAAGCACCUCCUGGAUCUCCUGCUGUCCACAAGAAGCAAGAACUUCUCUGGCUGCUUUGGUGGAAGGUUGGACCGCAUUGGCUCCUCCAGCAGCCUUGGUUGCAACUCCAUGAAAGGUGUGAAAGUGUGA